This is a messenger RNA of Labrus mixtus (cuckoo wrasse), 3597 nucleotides long. Its product is annotated as YTH domain-containing family protein 1-like. The record is from RefSeq and is a predicted model, not a curated record. Gene Ontology annotation, biological process: mRNA destabilization. The coding region runs from base 353 to 2203 and encodes 616 amino acids. Gene Ontology annotation, molecular function: mRNA binding; N6-methyladenosine-containing RNA reader activity. NCBI's taxonomy places the organism in Eukaryota, Metazoa, Chordata, Actinopteri, Labriformes, Labridae. Gene Ontology annotation, cellular component: cytoplasm. The transcript has 6 exons.
UCUCUCUCUUCUCUGGAAUAAUUAAGACAAAGUAAAAGGCGACCAAAGGAUAGAAACAUUGAGAACACGAAAGGCCCUUCUCGACGACGCAAAAAGACUUGAAAAGCUCCACCAGGACUUGAGAGUCUCGUUUUUUUUUUUUGGGGGGGGGUGCACGGUAUUCGAGGCGAUAGACUUGAAAGUGUGGAAGUUGGGGAGGACGUGCACACAGCGGAAAAUAUACAGCUGAGCUACAACUACUAGCCACACACAGCUAAGCGGCACAACUAGCCACACAGCUAACUGAGCUUUCAAAAUCACGGGGCUUGACAUCCAGGCACUGCGAGGAAUCCAGGGACUUACUUAAUGAAUUAUGUCUGCCACAAGCAUUGACCCUCAGAGAUCAAAGGGACAAGCAUCUAAAGUGCAAAAUGGUUCAAUGCAUCAGAAGGAGACUGUCCAUGACAAUGACUUUGAGCCAUACCUCACUAGUCAGUCAACUCAGAACAACAGCUACCAGUCCAUCACCGAUCCCUACCUGUCCAGCUACUACGCCCCUUCCAUUGGGUUUCCGUACCCCCUCAGUGAGGCACCUUGGUCCACAGGUGGAGAUCCGCCUAUUCCAUACCUGACCCCCUACGGAGCCUUGAGUAAUGGAGACCAUCACUUUAUGCCAGACACGGUGUUUGGCCAGCCGGGGGGCCUGGGAAGCAGUAUCUACCCCCACAGGUUUAACUUUUUCCCUGAAAACCCUGCCUUCUCUGCUUGGGGCACAAGUGGCUCCCAAGGCCAGCAGACUCAGAGUUCAGCCUAUGGAGGCAGCUACAGCUACCCUCCUAGCUCCCUUGGGGGCACCCUGGUGCCUGAUGGUCAGACAGGCUUUCAUAGUGACACCCUCAACAAAGCACCAGGAAUGAACAGUCUGGAGCAGGGUAUGGUCGGUUUGAAGAUCGGAGGGGAUGUAACUGGUCAGGGGUCGGGAGUCAAGGCAGUGGGAUCUGUCAUUGGUGGUCCUGCUGUGGCGCCCACAGGGAAUGGAGCUACACCUAUUGGAAUGCCUCCACCCAAACCCACCUCCUGGGCUGCCAUUGCAAGCAAGCCCGCUAAGCCACAGCAGCUGAAAGCCAAGUUGAAACCAGGGAUGCCCAAUCCAGGAGGAGCUCUUCCUCCGCCACCCAUCAAACACAACAUGAACAUUGGGACUUGGGACAAGGGCCCAGUGACUAAAGUAGCCACAGCUCCAAUGCAGCAGCAGCCUCUUGGCCUGCCUCAUGGAUUGCAACCUCAACCCCCCAUGCAGCAAGGCCCCAUGCAGCACCCGCCUCCCCAAUCUUUGGUGCAGCCCCAGAUGCAGCCUAUGGCCUUACAGCCCCACCCCUCUCAUCACCAGCACCAUCAGCCACCACCUCAAGCCUACCAAAACCACACCCAGCCCCCUCAACCCCAGACACGCUGGGUUGCCCCGCGCAACCGGAACCAAGGCUACGGGCAGGGUUGCCCUGGCCAAGAUGGUGGUGGUGUGAUGGGUAUGGUUGGUGGUGGGAACAGUGGCCCCCAAACUUCUGCUAACCAGGGACCUGGUGCAGAGUCCCACCCAGUGCUUGACAAGCUGCGUGCCAACCAUAGCUACAACCCCAAGGAAUUUGAGUGGAACCUGAAGAAUGGUCGUGUUUUCAUCAUUAAAAGCUACUCUGAGGACGAUAUCCAUCGCUCUAUCAAGUACUCCAUCUGGUGCAGCACGGAGCAUGGCAACAAGCGGCUGGACUCAGCCUUCCGGGCCAUGAGCAGUAAGGGCCCCGUGUACCUGCUGUUCAGUGUCAACGGCAGCGGCCAUUUCUGUGGUGUGGCAGAGAUGCGUUCGCCAGUGGACUAUGGUACCAGCGCUGGUGUUUGGGCGCAGGACAAGUGGAAGGGCAAGUUUGACGUGGACUGGUUGUUUGUUAAGGACGUGCCUAAUAGCCAGCUGCGCCACAUUCGCCUGGAGAACAAUGACAACAAACCGGUGACCAACUCCCGUGACACCCAGGAGGUUCCUCUGGAGAAGGCCAAACAGGUGCUCAAAAUCAUCACCACCUACAAACACACCACCUCCAUCUUUGAUGAUUUCUCCCAUUAUGAGAAGAGGCAGGAAGAAGAGGAGGAGGUGCGAAAGACCUUUGAACCUCCUCAGAUACAGAGCCGCUCUCGGUUGGAUCAGGAGCGUCAAAACAGGAAUAAACAAUAGAAGACAUUUAUCCUUGGCUUGAUCAACAGUUACACUAGGACUUUUGAUUUAAGAGACAGAUGAAUAUGAAAAUGCAACCAAGCCCUUCAUUUUUUUCUAUUUAAUCCUGGUCAAUCUCUGCCAUUGUUGAAACUUGUGCUUUUUUGCUCCAUGUACCACCCACUUCUUGUGCAGGGAUAACAAGCUGAUUUCAUGUAUUACGUAGCCGCUACCAACACACUCUUUAGUUCGGGGUCCUUUUUUAAAAGUAUUUUUCCUCCCGUUCCAUCUCGUGCUCUUCUCUCACCAGACUGGUUUCCCGUCCCCUACCCAAACCUCUUUCCAAUUGAAUCAGGGUUUGACUGCACCAUGGAGAAAAAUCUGCCACUUUAUAUUUCAGUACAAUCAGGAACGGAUGUGUCCUGCCCCUGUUUGUCCAUUUGGGGGCAAUAUUGCCAUGCUUCAGAGGUUUUAACUGUGCCAACAGGGUUGGAGGAUCCCAAAGGCAAUGUCGGACUUGGAGCUGUGCGAUAAUAAAACUUCACUGGUUUAUCUAUUUUUCAUUCAGAUCGACAAAUCUCUAUUUUUUGGCUUACUACUGACAAUUUCAUUUCAGAAACCUGUUUUCUGGAGCCUUAAUGUUUUUUUUUUUUUUCUAAUUAUUGGUGACUCAAAGAACUGCUCAAACAGUGACACUGCUGGAGAAAUCAGGGAUAGUGUGAAGUCACACGGGACUCGAGACAUUUCUGAGGAAGAAAUGCAAAGGCCUCUGGGAAAGAAAAAAAAAACGGAUGUGUCCUCCACAACCAGAACUCUCACCAUUUUAAGUCAAAAAUUGUACAAUUGACUUCCCUUACACCCCUCUGCUUUGCUUUCUUUUGAUGUUUGUCUUGAAGGGGUCUUUUGUAUGUUUCAUCGGGAGAUUCUGAUGUGUACGCAACCCAGUCUGAGAGAAUUGUUGCAUCUAACAUUUUUAAAUUGUUUUAUAAUCAGACAUUAUGUAAUGAUGUAACUACUACAUUGAAUGAAUUGUUGCUUUUGUUCCACAGAAACGGGGGAGGGUUAAUGUCUCUGUCCAUUCACCAUCAUUCUGUCUUAAUCCUCGUUUUUUUCUUGGUUGUUUUCCUUGAAUUUUGUUUUGCUAAGUCUGUCAUGUUGGUCGUAAUGCUAAGCUUUAAUGUAGGAGCCUAUAUAUUCAUGGAGAAAGCCUAAAAAAUGUAUAACCUAAAAAUUAAUGUAACUGAUUUACUAUCAAGUAAGAAAAAAAUAAGAAUGAAAUGUGGUUUCUGUGUGUUUUUUGGUUGUUUCAAAAAAUGAUCUAGACUGAAACCAUUGAUUAUGAUUUAGAAAAGUACUUUGAGGUCUGUUUACGGGAAAAAAAACAAACAUUGGAUAUUAAAACACAGUCACUCACA